Molecule: messenger RNA, 3354 nt
Organism: Eurytemora carolleeae
Lineage: Eukaryota; Metazoa; Arthropoda; Copepoda; Calanoida; Temoridae
Product: tyramine receptor tyra-2
Exons: 16
Coding region: 1030-3354 (774 amino acids)
Biological process (GO): adenylate cyclase-activating adrenergic receptor signaling pathway
Cellular component (GO): membrane
Molecular function (GO): octopamine receptor activity
Source: RefSeq, a predicted model, not a curated record
AUGCUGAAGUUUCUGGAAAAUGUAAUUCAACUAUGAAUUAAACCAACUGAUUUCUGUUGACUGAUAACUGUAGAUUUCCAUGAUUUUCCAGAUAAUUCUACGAUACUCCAGCUGAUAACAGGAUAUUAUAGCUGAUUCCAGGAUACUCCAGCUGAUUAUAGGAAACACCAACUGAUUCCAGGAUACUCCAGCUGAUUCCAGGACAUUCCAGCUGAUUCCGAGAUACUCCAGAUGAUUUCAGGAUACUCCAGCUGAUUUCAGGGUACUCCAGUUGAUUCCAUGAUAUUAAAGCUGGUUCCAGGAUACUUCAACUGAUUCCAGAAUAUUCCAGCUAAUUCCAGAAUGCUCCAGCUGAUUCCAGAAUAUUCUAGCCGAUUCCAAGAAAACAAGCUGAUUCCAUGAAACACCAGCUGAUUCUAAUUCCGGGACAUUAAAGCUGAUUACAGGAAACAACAGAAUAUUCUAGCUGAUUCCAAGAAAACCAGCUGAUUCCAGGAAACCUGAUUGUAGGAUACUCCAGCUGAUUCAAGGAUACUCCAGCUGAUUCCAGGGUACUCCAGCUAAUUCCAGGAUAUUCUAGCUGAUUCCAGAAUACUUCAGCUGAUUCCAGGAUAAUAAAGCUGAUUCCAGGAUACUCAAGCUUAUUUCAGGAUACUCCAGCUGAUUCCAGGAUAUUAUAGGUGAUUCUAUGAUACUCCAGCUGAUUAUAGGAAACACCAGCUGAUUCCAGGAUACUCCAGCUGAUUCCAGGAUACUUCAGCUGAUUCCAGGAUAUUCCAGCUGAUUCCAGAAUACUCCAGCUGAUUCCAGAAUAUUCUAGCCGAUUCCAAGAAAACAAGCUGAUUCCAUGAAACACUAGCUGAUUCCAGGAUAUACCAGCCAAUUCCAGGAAAUACCAGCCAAUUCCAGGAAGUUCUAGCUGAUUCCCGGAAAUAACACGAUAAGCCACGGAUCAAGAAAAACACCAGUUGUUCCAGGAUGUGAUUGAGGAUAUAUAGUUCAGUUCCUAAUUACUGACUUAUUUUAAGGAUGGAGGAUGUCUGGAUAACCUGGAGCUUGGACCAGAACAGUUCUCAUGGUAGUAGGAUGAACAGCACGGGAGAAGGAUGGAACGAACCAAAUCUAGGAUAUUUCUCUCCGUUAUUUGGAACAUACCUCGCUGUUGAAGAAUGGGAGGCAGUUGCAACUAUUGGAGUGUUGGGUAUCAUCAUUAUUAUCACAAUCAUUGGAAAUAUCUUGGUGAUAUUAUCAGUAUUCAGGCAUCCACCACUGCAAAAUGUUUCAAACUACUUCAUCGUUUCCCUAGCAGUAGCAGACCUUACGGUUGCACUAGCUGUGAUGCCCUUCAACGUAGCGUAUUCUAUUCUGGGGAAAUGGAUCUUUGGAAGUGUGCUUUGUAAGGUCUGGUUGACCUCUGAUGUUCUCUGUUGUACUGCGUCUAUCCUUAAUCUCUGUGCAAUAGCUGUGGACAGGUAUAGAGCUAUUCAUGAUCCAAUCAACUACGCGACCAAGAGAACUGUCUGGAGUGUGAGUAAGAUGAUAUGUUGGGUUUGGUUAAUCUCCUGCCUCAUCUGCCUGCCCCCGCUAAUAGGUUGGAACGACUGGCCAGAGGAGUUUACAGACGAGACUCCUUGCCAACUUACAGAGGAACAGGGAUAUAUAGUGUACUCAGCUUCAGGAUCCUUCUAUAUUCCUCUUAUACUCAUCCUGGUUCUAUACUUCAAGAUAUUUAUUGCGCAGAAAACUAGGAUUAGGAGAAGACGAACCAUUCAGCAACAGAAACCUCAGGCCGGUUUGCCGCUACUUGUUGCUAAGAACAGAAAAGAAAGACGACAUAUCCUUGCAAAUGUCAAGGAGAAGAACCUGAAGAUGUACAUGAAGAGUCGAAAGAACGGAUCUCAUGCUGAUCUCUGCUCCGACAGUAAGCUUCUACCGGGAGGAAAAACCAAAGGUUUCUUCAAUGGAUCAAAGGUCGGAGCUGAGUUUGAGAUGAUGGAUCAAGAUAUUCCCUUGCUGCCCCUCAGCUCAGGGAAGAAAACAACAUCGUCUUCUGAGCUGGUACCAGUCAACACCAACGAUUAUGUUAUGGUCAGAUCUAACUCGGCAGACCCAGUAAAACUGGCAAAGCAGAUAAACAUGGAAAACCGUUCCAAUUCUGCAGAGUUAUUAAACUCUAUUGACCAUGUGAAAUUUUCAGAGUUAGAUAUGACUCAUGAAGGACAUGAAGAUCAAGUUACAUCUCCGAAAGGUUUGUCCCCUGCUGAACCGAAUCCUGGACUACAAAUAAAAUCAUCAAUUCAAAUCAAUUCUUCUCUACAGAUCGAUUUAACAGAACAGGCACAUUCUGCAAUACAAAUAAAUUCCGCAGAGCAUUUCAAUUCUGAAAAACAAAUCAGUUAUAAAAAGCAAUUCAGUUCACAAGCAACGAUCGUAUCUAAAGAGAGAGAGAAAUCUGUAGAGCACAUAUUUAACACAGAAGAUUUUCAAAAUGAAAUUAGUCCAGACCAUAACUUAAAGAUAGAUUCUGAAGAACAUGAAGAGCAGCUGAAUUCUACAGAACAGCUAAAUUCUACAGAGCAGGAUAAUUCUACAGAACAUCUAAAUUCUGCAGAACAGGAUAAUUCUACGGAGCAGCUAAAUUCUACAGAGCACCCAAAUUCUACAGAGCAGCUUGGUUCUUUAGAGCAGCUAAAUAUCUCAGUGCCCCUAAAUUAUACAACUCCGGUCAAUUUGGAGAAGUGUAAUUCAGGAGAUAAAGUAGAAUCACCAAAGCAGCAAAAUUGUAUGAUGCAACAAAAAUUGUUUGAGAAGCCAAAAUCCGAAGAGCAGGUAAAUUCUGUGAGACUUUUAACUGUAGCUAAGCAGCUAAAUUCUUGUGAGCAUCUGAAUUCCAAAGAGCAGUUAAAUACUGGUUUACAAUCUAAUUCUAUAAAAACACAAAACGUUUUGGAAAGAUUGCGACGACCACAAAAACAAAAUUCAGUGAAAAGUUUGAUCCUGAAACUAAACUCGGAGGAGAUUCAACCCCUGAGACUAAACCAUCCUGGUCUAUCCCUCCCCCCAGUUCCUCCCAGUGUUCAUAACAGUACCCGGAGUGUAGGUUCAGGAAAGUCCUGGCGAAGAAAGACUGUUCCAAAAUUUAAAGGUAUCCAGGGCGGGUUUAGGGUCGAGCCAGGAAGAACUAGAACAGAAUUGCUGCAGGAAAGUGCCAGCACCAGACCUUCACUGAAUAUGAAAAUGUUCCAAGAGGAAAAACAGAAAAUAUCCCUGGCGAAGGAGAAGAAAGCUGCACAAACCAUGGGAGUGAUUGUUGGAACCUUUAUUGUCUGCUGGCUGCCGUUUUUUCUCAUGUAA